Molecule: messenger RNA, 681 nt
Organism: Suncus etruscus (white-toothed pygmy shrew)
Lineage: Eukaryota; Metazoa; Chordata; Mammalia; Eulipotyphla; Soricidae
Gene: CACNG1
Product: calcium voltage-gated channel auxiliary subunit gamma 1
Exons: 4
Coding region: 1-681 (226 amino acids)
Biological process (GO): regulation of calcium ion transmembrane transport via high voltage-gated calcium channel; calcium ion transmembrane transport
Cellular component (GO): L-type voltage-gated calcium channel complex; membrane
Molecular function (GO): voltage-gated calcium channel activity; calcium channel regulator activity
Source: RefSeq, a predicted model, not a curated record
AUGUCCCAGACAGACACACUGAAGGUACGCCUGACCCUCUUCUGCAUCCUGGUGGGCAUUGUGCUGGCCCUGGUGGCCGUGGUCACCGACCACUGGGCUGAGCUGAGCCCCCAGAAUGGGCACCACAAUGCCACCUGCCAGGCCACCCACUUUGGCCUCUGGAGGAUUUGCACCAAGUCCCUUGCUGUGAGCCACCGUGAGCCCAGGAGCUGUGGACCCACCGCCUGGACUGGGGAGAAAAACUGCUCCUACUUCAGGCACUUUAACCCGGGUGAGAGCUCCGAGAUCUUCCAAGUCACCACUCAGAAAGAUUACAGCAUCUCUGCUGCGGCCAUCAGCAUCUGCGGCUUGGGCUUCAUCAUCAUGGGCACCAUUUGUGUGUCCCUAUCCUUCGGGAGGAGCCGGGACUAUCUGCUCAGGCCUGCAUCCAUGUUCUACACCUUUGCAGGUCUCUGCAUCUUCGUCUCGGUGGAAGUGAUGCGGCAGUCUGUGAAGCGCACAGCCAGCAGUGUAGACGCGGCGGGGAUUGCCAUCGAGUACAGCUACUCCUGGUCCUUCACCUGCGCCUGUGUUGCCCUCGUCCUCCUGGUCCUGGGGGGCCUAGUGCUGCUGCUCGCCUCCCUGCCACGCAUACCCCGGAACCCCUGGGAAUCCUGCAUGGACGCGGAGCCCGAGCACUAG